Microcebus murinus (gray mouse lemur) is the source of this 2670-nucleotide messenger RNA. Lineage: Eukaryota; Metazoa; Chordata; Mammalia; Primates; Cheirogaleidae. The record is from RefSeq and is a predicted model, not a curated record.
UUCGGAGCCCAGGCACCACGCUGGCUCUUGCCUGGGGUUCUCAGGAGGGGAGAGUUGGGAGAGGCUUUGCUGCUGAGGAAAUUUAUUUGAUAGACUGAAGGUUUGAACAGGAGCUACAGAAACAAAAGAGAAAACCCGUUUAAGCCAAUGGUGUUCGGGAAGAGAAUAACCCCAUUGCCUUGAGUUUGUAGGUGCCGCUACUACUCCGGGAAAAUGGCAGAUGACGAAGAAUAUGAGGAGGUGGUGGAGUACUACACAGAAGAGACAAUUUACGAAGAGGUGCCAGGAGAGACAAUAACAGAAUACUAUGAAACUACGACUACUAGUACAUCUGACUAUGAGCAACCAGCAACUUCCAGACCAGCCCUGGCACAGCCAGAACCGGCAAAGCCAGUGGAGAGGAAGAGGGUCAUCCGGAAGAAAGUGGACCCUUCAAAGUUCAUGACCCCCUACAUUGCACACAGUCAGAAAAUGCAGGAUCUUUUUAGCCCAAAUAAAUACAAGGAGAAGUUUGAGAAAGCAAAAGGACAGCCAUACGCCAGCACAACCGAUACCCCAGAACUUCGCAGAAUCAAGAAAGUACAAGAUCAACUCAGUGAGGUUAAGUAUCGAAUGGAUGGCGAUGUUGCUAAAACUAUCUGUCACGUAGACGAAAAAGCAAAAGAUAUUGAACAUGCAAAGAAAGUGUCGCAGCAAGUCAGCAAGGUUUUAUACAAGCAGAACUGGGAAGACACCAAGGAUAAGUACCUGCUUCCCCCUGAUGCCCCUGAACUUGUCCAGGCCGUUAAGAACACAGCCAUGUUCAGUAAGAAACUCUACACUGAAGACUGGGAAGCAGACAAAAGUUUGUUUUACCCCUACAAUGACAGCCCGGAACUGAGGAGGGUUGCCCAAGCCCAGAAAGCUCUCAGUGAUGUUGCCUACAAAAAAGGUCUCGCUGAACAGCAAACUCAGUUCACACCUCUGGCCGAUCCUCCAGAGAUAGAAUUUGCCAAGAAAGUAACCAGACAAGUGAGCAAGCAAAAAUACAAAGAAGACUACGAAAAUAAAGUCAAAGGCAAAUGGAGUGAGACACCUUGCUUUGAAAUGGCGAACGCCAAAAUGAAUGCUGAUAACAUAAGCUCAAGGAAAUACCAGGAAGAUUUUGAGAACAUGAAAGACCAGAUCUACUUCAUGCAAACUGAAACACCAGAGUACAAAGUGAAUAAACAAGCUGGAGUGGCAGCUAGCAAGGUAAAAUACAAAGAAGACUAUGAAAAGAAUAAAGGGAAAGCAGAUUAUAAUGUACUUCCUGCUACAGAGAACCCACUGCUCAAGCAGCUGAAGGUGGCAGGAAAUGCCCUAAGUGAUAAACUAUACAAGGAAAACUAUGAAAAGACGAAGGCAAAGAGCAUGAAUUACUGCGAGACCCCCAAAUUCAAGCUUGAUACAGUUCUACAGAACUUCAGUAGUGACACUAAAUAUAAAGAUUCCUACUUAAAGAAUAUUUUGGGACAUUAUGUAGGCAGCUUUGAGGAUCCGUAUCAUUCACACUGCAUGAAAGUCACAGCUCAAAACAGUGAUAAAAACUACAAAGCAGAAUAUGAAGAAGACAAGGGCAAAGGCUUCUUCCCCCAGACCAUCACUCAGGAAUAUGAAGCAAUCAAGAAACUAGACCAGUGUAAAGACCACACCUACAAAGUUCAUCCUGAUAAGACGAAAUUCACCCAAGUAACUGACUCUCCAGUUCUGUUGCAAGCCCAAGUCAAUUCCAAACAACUGAGCGAUCUAAAUUACAAAGCAAAACACGAGAGUGAAAAGUUCAAGUGCCAUAUACCCCCUGAUACUCCUGCUUUUAUCCAGCACAAAGUCAAUGCCUAUAACCUGAGUGAUAAUAUUUACAAGGAAGACUGGGAGAAGAGCAAAGCCAAGAAGUUCGACAUUAAAGUGGACGCCAUCCCCCUGCUGGCAGCCAAAGCCAACAGCAGGAACGCCAGUGACGUGAUGUACAAGAAAGACUACGAGAAAAACAAAGGGAAGAUGAUUGGAGCCCUCAGCAUUGAGGACGAUCCCAAGAUGCUGCACUCCUUGAAGACAGCCAGAAACCAGAGUGAUAGAUUGUACAAGGAAAACUAUGAGAAGACAAAAGCAAGGAGCAUGAACUACUGCGAGACCCCCAGAUACCAACUUGACACUCUGCUGAAGAACUUCAGUGAGGCUAAAUAUAAGGAUUCGUAUGAAAAGAAUAUCUUGGGACAUUAUGUAGGCAGUUUUGAGGACCCGUAUUACACACACUGCAUGAAAGUUUCAGCUCAAAACAGCGACAAAAGUUACAAAGCAGAAUAUGAAGAAGAUAAAGCGAAGUGCUAUUUCCCUCAGACUAUAACACAAGAAUACGAAGCAAUCAAGAAGCUAGACCAGUGUAAAGAUCAUACCUACAAAGUUCAUCCAGAUAAGACCAAGUUCACGGCAGUCACUGAUAGUCCUGUCCUGUUGCAAGCCCAGCUCAACACGAAACAGCUUAGUGAUCUGAAUUACAAAGCGAAACAUGAAGGUGAGAAGUUCAAGUGCCAUGUCCCGGCAGAUGCUCCAGAGUUUAUCCAACACAGAGUCAAUGCUUAUAAUCUGAGUGACGUAAGUACCAAAGCCACAGGAGCCUAUGUUUGGUGCGCAUGAAAAGAGAAAAUGUUC